Rotaria sp. Silwood2 is the source of this 504-nucleotide messenger RNA. Lineage: Eukaryota; Metazoa; Rotifera; Eurotatoria; Philodinida; Philodinidae. The record is from the annotation of a GenBank genome assembly.
AUGAAUAACCCACAAUACACGAAUAAUCCAAUAAUUAAUGGAGCACCAUCUACAACAUCCCCAUCAGAUAUUAAUCCAGGUUCUAAUGGUGUUGAUUUCAUUGAAGUGAAUCCUUCUGUAAUUAUACCAUUUGCACCAGGAACAACACCAAUUAUAGUGAAAGUUUCUGUGCCUAACACAAAUACAAAUGUUGAUAAAAUAACAGUUACUAUCACAGAACCAAAUGGUACAACUGUAGUCAAUCAAGUAUCACCUGGAGAUACAAACAAAGUUGAUACUUUUCCUAUCACACCAUUACCUGAGAAUAGUACAAUGACAGUAACUUUUGGAACAAAUAAUGGACAACCUCCGGAAAAUGUAACUCUUUCUGUAAUUGCUUGUUAUGCACCAGCAACAACAAUUGUAACUAGUGGUACUGUUCCACCAAGUGUUAGUGGAUCUACUCCAACAUUGGCAUUUAGUUCAAGCAGUACUGCUGUAACAGAAGGUAAAGAAUGUAUAUAA